This is a messenger RNA of Amoebophrya sp. A120, 1172 nucleotides long. NCBI's taxonomy places the organism in Eukaryota, Dinophyceae, Syndiniales, Amoebophryaceae. The record is from the annotation of a GenBank genome assembly.
AUGCGAGAUGAAGGAUGGGCAUGGAGCGAAAGAAGCUUGAAUUCUAGAAGACGCACUUGCUUCACUCUGUUCGCAUUAGGAAAAGCAGAACUCACGUUUGGGUGACAUUUCAAGCAAAAUGAAACCGUUUUUUUUCUGUUCAGUAAACAGAACUCGACGUCGCACUAUUUUCAUUUUGCGAUUUGAUGCGCAGCAAGUAUGUAGCUGUGGUUACACAUUCGUGGCUUCCGAAAUGAUAAAAAAAUAUGGGGCCACGCCUCACACUGGGGCCGGCAGGGACGUGGCGCGCUAGCGCGUUCCGCGGUGAGGACGGCGAUCAACGCUGCUGCCGGGCCUGCGGGAAAGUAGGCCAACCCCGGCCCCGCUACCAGGGGCCCUGUGUGGGCGCCGUUCUUUUUGUUUCUCGGAGCGCGGGGGCUCUUGCCAUUAUCGCAGGGCGCCUUGCAUUGGCGGCGCGCGCGGUGCGCGGAAUUCGUUUCAAAAAGCGGAAUUCGAUCGAGCGAGGGCUGGCUACAGGGGCGAGCGGUCAUGUCAGUCGUAUUAAUCCUCUAGCAAGCGCAAGCAGAGCGCCCCGCGCCCCCUUUGGUUUCCCGCCGCCCGUGGCGUGGCUGCGCCGCCUGAACGCCAGCCGGCCGACUGGCCCCAAUUGCCGCCCCAGGUUCCUGCGGGUCCCCCUCCCCGAAGGCGGCCCCAGCUCCCUUUGGGCCCCCCUGGGCAGUGUGUGGCGCACCCGCGUCGCCCCUGUUAAUGUUGUCGCGAUUUCUACCGCAGCGUCUUGCCCGUGGUGCGCGGGCCGGCAGCGUAUGUGGCGCUGGGCUGCCGUCGUGCCCAUCGCCCACGGUGGCAGAGUAGCCCGCGGCCCAGUGGUGUUGUGCCCGUCGCCCACCUAGCUGCGCUGUGCCUGUUUUGAUACCCGACCUUCUGCGCAGUAUCGACUGACCGUUUUAAAGGUAAGGCACAGGAAAUCGUCGCUCCGCAGUGGAAGUGGUUGAUAUGACGAGUGUCAGUUCUUUUAUGUUCACGGUGGCUGCCGCCCUCUAGCUACUAGGAUAGGCGAAAGGUUAGCAGGCAAUAGAGUUGUGGUUUCGCAAAUCGUGCCCUGCCUGUGUUCGGUGGUGUUUUGAAACAAAAUCAUACAACGCACAACUCCCGACUUCGGUUCUCUCACGAGG